GUGUGCGUUAUACUUUUCAAUAGUGCCUGAAGCUAGGAUCUCUCUCCAAUUUUUUGACAUAAUUUUUUUUUCAAAUCUUCACACUCUAUUUCAGAGGCUAAAUGCUAAGAAGCAUUUUGAAACAUUAUCAUUCCAUGUCUAAAUAUUUUUACUUCAUAUAAGUAGUUAUCUGAAUAAAGUUAACAGAAAAAAACAAAGUCCUGGAGUCAGUUUUGCCUCAUAACUGCCCCCUGGGUAUCAGAGACCCGUGCUCCACAGGUUUUUCAAUGGCUGUGACCUUCCAGAAGUAGAUCUUUCUUUCUUCAAGGUGCCUCUGAGUGGACUCGACCCACCAGCCUUUCAGUCUGUAGCUGAGUGCUUAAGUGUUUUUGCCACCCAGGUGGCCUAAUUAUGUGAAUAAUAGAGCUCCAAUAUGAAAGUAAAGGAAGCAUAUACAGUAUUAAAAAUACUGCAGCAGAAUUAUGAAGCUGCAGGUAUUCAGUUUCUAGCAUUGGUGUUCUUCAAAAUCCUCAGUUAUAAGCUGCCUCUAGGCUCUUAUGUACCUCUCAAGUGUAAUUUAAUAUUUAAUGCAUAUUUAGAUAACAGUACAAAUGUCCAUUUUUCCUAAUCUCUUGAUGAAGAAACAAAUAAAUUUCCAUCUCACACCUCGUGUUGAGAAGUGAAAAGCAAUUUUUGGAGUUUAGGAAACUUUUAAUUACCUAGUUUUUUUUUUUAUGGUGAUAGUAUAAUAUAUACCAUAUUCUUCAAUUUCCAGUAGAAUCUGGCAGGAAGAAGACAUAAUUUUUUCAAAGAGCAUAGCUGUGUAAAAUGAAUUAAAUGCUCAACAAAUACAGUAAACUAUGGAAAAUAAUUUGGUGCUCUCCGUGGAACUCCAAAGCCGAUGGGAGGAAGUCCUCUUAUCUCCUCUUAACUUAUAGGAAAAGCAGCACUUACCAAUAUAAGUAUUUUUGUUCUUCAGCCUUUCAUCAUUGCAACUCGACAAGAUUUACAUUGCUUUUAUUGUAUUCAUUGAAGAUAGUUGAUUUCCUAAUUAUAAUAUCUACUAAUACCCAAUUCAGUACCUCUUAAAAAAAAUUUUUAGUGUGCUUUAAGUGAAAGUUUACACAGCAAAUUAAUUUUCCAAUCAGAAACUCUUACCAAAAACUGUGUCCGCACUCUUCUCAUUUCCUUCCUGGCUCCCUGUUUCCAUUAGUCAGGUUUCCCUGUCCCUCCCUGACUACUUGCCCUUUUGGUCUCCUGUAGUUGAUCGAAGUUAUUGUUUAGCAGCCCCGUCUGUUAUUGGCCUGAAAGGUGGCCACCAGGGGUGUCUGUAGUUUCACAUUAGAAGAUUGUCUUAAGAAAAUAGUCUCAGGGGUUUCUCCAGCCUCUUUCAAACAAGUAAAUCUGGUCUUUUUUGUUUAUUUAUUUUUGAAUUUGAAUUUUUUUUUUACAUUUUUUCCCCCAUUUUGCUCCAGGCUUUCUAUUGUGAUCCUGGUCAGAGUGGUACCAUCUAGUCCUUCUGGUCUCAGGUUAGAGGAGGCUGUGGUUCAUGUGGGCCAUAUGUCCUUUGGACUAAUUACUUCCUUUAGUCUUUGGUUUUCUUCGUUCUCCUUUGUUCUAGGUGGAAAGAGGCCAAUAGUUUUUUUUUUUUUUUCUGACAUAAGCAAUGUGUGUACAGGGUCACAACCUUGUAAGCAAUGUUUUAAAUGAGAUAGUGUAUUUCCUGUGCAACCAUUUUAUUAUUUAAUAUGAUACUAUUGUAUUUUUCUAUUUGUUUGGUUAUUCUUGAUUCAGAGGCUGCUGGUAGUGCUAUUUUCAUGUAAGUAGUAUCAUUUCAAACCUUUCGUUCUUUUACCUUAAACUGCCAUCCUCAUCCUUCUCUGGCAUUUUUUUUUUUUAAUCUGUGGCUUAUUAGGGAUACAUAUAUACAUUUUAAUUUAAAUAUACAUGUGUUUAUAUGCAUUAUGUACUAUAUAAUAGCUUAAACUAGAGGAUUUCUUUAUCCAAAUGGAAUUUUUAAAUGAAAUUUUGUUAUAUAAAAUCAGUGACAUGGACCUUACUUUCUCCCAAUUUGUUCAAAUUUUCUCUCACUGUCUUAGAUUCUUCCAUGAGAAACUAUAUCUCAUUUGUUACAAACAAUUUAGUAUAUUAGUUAUAAUGAAAAUGCUCCUAGGUUAGGACAUAUUUUAAGUAAAUUUAUAUUCAAAUGCACUGCUGACUCAAAAGUGACCCCAUAGCUGUAAAUAGGCUAUAAAUCUCUAUGGAAGCAGACUGCCACAUCUUUCUCCCAUGGAGCCACUGGUGGUUUUGAACCGCUGACCUUUAGGUUAGCAGUCCAUCAACUUAUAUUAAAAUGUAUUAAGAAGAUGUAUCAUCCAGAAGAUUGGCACAUCGAUGGUCCAAUUUUAGUCAUGGAGUUGAGGAUGCAGGAGGGAAGGGCUGGGCUCAGUUACAUGGAUAACAAACUACUCAACCUACUUAUCAUCAUAACCCUGACAUAGAAGCUAGAUCACAGUAGGAGAAUUUGCAUAUGCAUAUGUAAAGAAAACACCUUUCAGGUAACUUACUGUCAUCAUUUGUCAUUUAAAAAAAAAAACAUCACUAUAUACUUGAUAUUUGAGACUUAUGUCCUGAUAUCUUAAAUGCAUUGAAACAUUUAAUCCUCAUUUUUUUUUCCAGCAACACUGAAGGGAAGUGGUCAUUUUGCACUUGUGAAUAAAGAAAUUAAGGUAUCUUUUUUUUUUUUUAUUCUAUAACCCACAAAGCCAAAACCAAACCCAUUGCCACUGAGUUGAUUCCAACUCAUAGUGACCCUAUAGGACAGAGUAAAACUGCCCCAAAGAGUUUCCAAAGAGUACCUGGUGGAUUUGAACUGCCGCUCUUUUGGUUAGCAGUCGUAGCACUUGACCACUAUGCCACAAACUUUUCUAUUACCCACAAGCUGAGGUAUAAAAAAGACUAUAUCUGUAUGGGUCUACCACCUGGAAUAAUUUCCUGUAUAAAGACAGACUAUCCCCACCACGAUCUAUUAGAUUUUCCUUGUGUUCAAUACUUGUCAAGUAUGUUGUUUCCGACUGUACCACCUGUGGCACAAGGGCUUUUACAGGACUAUGUUUUGAAGUAAGGGAUACUAAAUGUUUCCACACAUUCUGGGAAUUUGCAUUUUGAAAUGUUUUUAAUGAAGUUAACAUACAUAUUAUAAUUUUAUACAUGUCAUUAUGUAAUUGUCAGUAUUGUAAAUGAAAAAAGAAAGUUUUGUAACCACCCAUAUACCUAACACAUCUAAAAUUUUUUACUUUUUUUAUUUUUGCUUCAUAUAUCUAUAUGUAAAAAAAGAAAACCUGUUGCCAUCGAGUUGAUUCUGACUCAUAGAGACCUUAUAGGACAGAGUAGAACUGCCCAAUAGGUUUUCUAAGGAGCAGCUAGUAGAUUCAAAAAGCUGACUUUGUGGUUAUCAGCCAAGCUCUUAACCACUGCUCCACCAGGAAUCCCAUCAAGGUAUAUGUAUAUGUACAUCUACAUCUACGUGUACACGUACACAUAUGCCUUCACCUACAUCUUUAUCUGUGUCUAUCUCUAUCUCUAUGUCUGUAUCAGGGCUUUUCAACUUCCGCCAUAGUGACAUUUUGGACUGGAAAUUUUGUUAUUGUGUGGGGUUACUCUGUAUAUAGUAGAAUUUUUAAUAACAUCCCAGGCCUCCAUUAGAUACCAGUAGUACCCUUCUCCUAGUACUGACACCCAAAAUGUCCUAGGCAUUGACAAAUGUUCCAUGGGCAGCAAAUUUUCCUCAAUUGAUAACAAGUUAGAUUUUUCUUUCUUUCCCUCUAUCUUUUUUUCUUUCUUCAUGUACCUAUACUUUACUUGUGGGAGGCGGGUUUACUUUCAAAAACCUGUAUUGGAAGUUUGGAUUUAUCUUAUUCAUUUAGCAUAUUGCCUUUGUAUACUAAAAAUCUACCAGAUGAUGCUACAUAAAACCGAUUGACUACGCUGAUAUCUCUAUCCAGAACAGGUUUCCUGAUAGACCAAGAUGGAAAAGCAAAAUCUAACAAUGCUAAAUGAAUUCCUUCUGAUGGGAAUCACAGAUCACCCUGGGCUCCAGGCUCCGUUGUUCGGGCUGUUCCUCAUCAUCUACACGAUCUCAGUGGUGGGCAACUCAGGCAUGAUCAUCCUCACCAAGACAGACUCCAAGCUACAAACACCCAUGUACUUUUUUCUCAGACACCUGGCUAUCACUGAUCUUGGUUAUUCAACAGCUGUGGGACCCAAAAUGCUAGUCAAUUUUAUUGUGGAUGAAAACACUAUCUCCUAUUAUUUUUGUGCUACACAGCUAGCUUUCUUUAUUGUGUUCAUAACUAGUGAACUUUUUCUUCUGUCAGCAAUGUCUUAUGACCGCUUUGUGGCUAUCUGUAACCCUCUGCUCUACACAGUCAUCAUGUCACAAAGGACUUGUUGGGUGCUGGUGGCAAUACCCUAUCUCUACAGCACAUUUGUUUCUCUUCUGGUCACCAUAAAGAUUUUUAAUUUAUCCUUCUGCGGCUACAAUAUCAUCAAUCAUUUCUACUGUGACAAUCUCUUCUUGUUAUCCUUGCUCUGCUCAAACACACAUGAAAUUGAAUUGAUCAAUCUCAUCUUAGCAUCUUUUGAUUUGAUUUCAUCUCUUCUAACAGUUCUUGUUUCUUACCUACUCGUUUUUGUAGCCAUUCUCAGGAUGAAGUCAGCUGAGGGCAGGCACAAGGCUUUCUCCACCUGUGGAUCCCAUCUGACAGUGGUGGUAGUGUUCUAUGGGACUUUAAUCUUUAUGUACAUGCAGCCCAAGUCCAGUCAUUCCUUUGACACUGAUAAAGUGGCUUCCAUAUUUUACACCCUGGUUAUCCCCAUGUUGAAUCCCUUGAUUUAUAGCUUGAGGAACAAAGAUGUAAAAUGUGCCCUACAUAGGACAUGGAAAAAAAUACGCAAUGUAUUUUCUAGAGUUUGAUGCAGCAUAUGAUUCCUACAAAUUACACCAUGAACUCAAACCUUGUCUGUGUGCCUCCAUAGGGAACAGUGAGCACAAAUAUAUUCAACAUAUAUUUAUAAAUUGCCUUCUACAUGCUAGUCACUCUUCUAAGUGCAUUGAUGAACAAAAGAGUACAAACUGGUACCUUUCUUGAAGGAAAGAGAUGGAUCACAAACAAUAAUUAAGAACAAUCUAUAGUACAGUAGAAUGUGUUAGGACCCUUGUGGUGCAGCAGUUAAAUUGCUUGACUGCUAACUGGAACGUCAGUGUUUCAAAAAACCAGUUGCUUCUUGGGAGAAAAUUGAAGCAAUCUGCUUCCAUAAAGAUUUUCAGCCUUGGAAACCCUAUGGGACAGUUCUAUUCUGUCCUAUAAUGUUGCUAUGAGUCAUAAUUGACUCAACAGCAGUGCAUUUGGUUUUUUUGAUAAUGUGUUAAAAAAUACCAAACCCAUUGUCCUUGAGUCGAUUACUACUCACAGCAACCCUGUAAGACAGAGUAGAACUGCCCCAUAGGGUUUUCAAGGAGUGGGCAGUGGAUUUGAAUUGCCGACCUUUUGGUUAGCAGCCAAGCUCUUAACCACUGCACCACUAGGGCUCCAGGAGAAUGUGUUGGGAAUCAUGAAAUUAGGCAAGGAGAGUGGAUAUGCUGAGUGGAAGUGGGAAAAAGUACUAGGUACAAAAGUGGAGAUACAAAGAUUCUGGUGUUUUUUUUUUUCAAUUAUUAAACUUUUCAGUGUCAGCACUUGUGUUUAUGUAUGUGUGUGUGUUUGUAAGCCUUUGCCUUCUGUUUUAGUCUUCAAAGUCUUCUGAAGGCUGCAUUAGAUUAGGGCCAGGUUGCGAGGAGUCUCAGAGUAUAUGGCGAUUUAAAGUACUCAGUUGCAUGAAUUGCUUAAAUGCCCCCAUUGCAGAUCUUGGAGUUCUACCCUUUACCCAUUAAUGCCUUUACUUUCACAUGUAAAUCUGUUUACUCAACAUACCUUGAAAUUUUUGCAGUUCAAAAGUUCAGCUCUGCAUCUGACUUGUUUUUGCCUAGAUCAGAAUAUACACCAGUUAAGAUAAAUUUCUUGAGGCCAACCAUAGAGGCUCCCAGGUUUGAAAUCCAUCCCCUGCUGGUUGUUCUUUCUUAAUAAUUAUCUUUUUUUGUUUAAUGGAUGAUCCUUUCUUAUCUAUAUCAACAACUUUUUAAGUUGUUUGUUCAAUUACUUUCUGUGUAUCUCCUUGGGUAACAGGAUAGUCUAUGACGAGUUAAGUUUGCUGCCUCUCUUUCAUUGGUUUGGCUUUCCUAAACUUUGGUAAAUAUUUAUUAUGAAUUUUAUUUGCAUUGACUUUUGUCCACCCUACUUGUGAGCGACAAAAUGAGAUAAUCCCAUGGUUUGUGCUUACCUGUAUUUCUAAUUCAAGUAAGACCUUUUAUGUGGUAAGGAUAUAGUUAUCUAGUUUUACGGACAUAGCUGCAGCAUGUUAAAACCCACUGCCGUCGAGUUGAUUCCGAUGCUCCUUAAUUUUUUCCAUGUAUUUUUGUUUAUUGUUAUUAUUUUAAAAUUUCUAGUAUUUUUUUGAAACUUCAAAAGUCUAAAUUAUUUUCUUGGCACAUGAUCAUGAAAUAAAAUUCUCCGUGUAGCCAAUGAAACUUGAAUAAAAAUAGUCCAUUGGAAUAUAAAAAGGUGCACGGUUUAUUGUCAUGUGAGCAUAAAUAGUUUAAAAAUGUUAAAGUACUUAGAAGGCUAUGAAGGUCAUGAGCACUAAACCAAACAAAACCCCGUUGCCAUCGAGUGGAUUCUGCCUCAUAGCAACCCUAUAGAACAGAGUAGAACUGCCCCUAUAGGGUUUCCAGUGAGCAGCUGGUGGGUUUGAACUGCUGACCUUUCGGUUAGCAGCAGAGUUCUCAACCACCACGCCAAUAGGG
This is a messenger RNA of Loxodonta africana (African savanna elephant), 6880 nucleotides long. RefSeq names its product olfactory receptor 8K3-like. Gene Ontology annotation, cellular component: membrane. Gene Ontology annotation, molecular function: odorant binding; G protein-coupled receptor activity; olfactory receptor activity. The record is from RefSeq and is a predicted model, not a curated record. Gene Ontology annotation, biological process: sensory perception of smell; G protein-coupled receptor signaling pathway. The transcript has a single exon. Bases 4007 to 4954 code for a protein of 315 amino acids. Lineage: Eukaryota; Metazoa; Chordata; Mammalia; Proboscidea; Elephantidae.